AAGAGUAUCGCUAGUGUUUUAUUCACAGUCUUGCCCAGCAUGUCCGACGACAUGUGCCAACUCUGCAGCUGUCACGCCUCCGAGCAUCCAAGCUUCCAAGGCUGAAGCAUGGCUGAUGAGGGGAAGCUGACAGCCGAAGCCCUUGCGCAGCUGGAGGAGGAUGAGGCACAGCGACAGGAUGCUCCGAAGAAGGAGCACAGGAGACGUGACAAGGGCAAGGAGGUCACAGAUGACAAAGAACGAAAAGGGAGCAAGGAAAGCAAAGUAAAGUCGCCUGAUGAGAUUUUUGGGCCCAGUGAUGCGGAGGGAGAGGAAGAUCAGGAAGGGCAAGAAGGGGGUGAGGAGGAGCCCAAUGAGCAAGAUGCAGAGGUAGAGGAACCUGGGCCUCCAGGAGCACCUACAGGUUUCACCAUGAAGUGGGAUUUUGAAGCAGAAGAAUCACAAAGUCCCCAGGGAGAGGAAACCAAGUUCGAAGACUUGACACUUUAUCACGUUGGGACACAAAACAACGAGGUGGCAAUAAUUGUCAUCCCAGACUUGUGGGGGUGGCAGGCACCAAGAGUGAGACUGCUUGCUGACUACAUAGCAAAAGCUAUUAAUGGGUUUGCUGUAGUACCUCGAUUUCUGGACAACCCACCUUACAAGGAAGGGCCUCACGAUGAUGGUGUGCCUGAAGACUUCUGCAUCAAGAACCUGGAUAAGGACCUGAUGAGCCUGCGUAGUUGGCUGAUGAAGGAUACCUACGAAUUCUUUCUCAUGAAAUUCAAGAUUGCGGCCAACUUUGUACGUCGCACUGCUGGUGCAAUCAGGAUUGGUGUUGUUGGCAUUGGCUGGGGUGCAUGGAUGGCUUGCUACGGUGCUGAGUCGUUGCAGGCGGAGUUUUCCUGUGCUGUGUUACACACCCCGCUUCUGCACAUCCUGGGCGCCUGGGACGGCGUGAGCAUCCCACGAUUGAUUGGGAAGUUUGGUGGGCCUGUCCUUUUUACGCUGCCCGCAGAAGCGCCAAAAGAGUAUGAACGAGGAGGAGAGUAUUUUGAGGUGAACGAGGCAUUAUUUCGCAGGCAGACUGAAUGUGACGAUUUCAGAUCCAUGCCUUAUGGCUUCGUGUGUACUGGAGACAUGUCCGACUCCAGAGAACAACAGGAGAUUGUCCGUGCAUUCGAGCGCACUGCGCAGUUUCUUCGAAAAUUUCUUUGGCCUUUCCCGCUAGGCGGGGGCUACGCAUACUUGAGGUAUCUUGCGGGCAAGGGCGAUGUUGAAGCCAUGAAAAAGCUAUUGGACAUGGGUGUGCCAGCUGGUGGUCGCGAUAGCCAAGAUGAGAUUGAGCAGGCGCCAGUCAUUUACGCUGCUAGGGAAGGCUUUGCACAAGCUUGCAAGGUCCUGGCACAGUACCAGGCGGAUGUAAACGAAGUGGGUGGAGUUGCCCGUGAAACUGCACUGCAUGUGGCAGUUCAGCACAAUAAAGUCAGGGUGGUGCAGACGCUGUUGAACUUGCAAGCAAAUCCGCAGCUUCAAGACUCUUCCGGCCAAGCUCCUUUGCACAAAGCAGCUCGUGAUGGAACUGUGAGUUGUUUGCAAACUUUGAUAGCUGCGGCUGCCAUGAUAGAUCCAAGGGACACUUGUGAGCAGACACCUGUGCACAUAGCAUGCUUCUUUGGACGAGAGGAUAUUGUUUCCAAGCUAUUCACAGCCCGGGCAGAUGUUGUUGCAGAGAACAUCCGUGGACAGACUCCCCGGAAGGUCGCAGACAGGCACAGCUUCUCCACGCUUGUACAACUGAUUGACAAGGAAAUCGAAAAGAGAGAGAUUGAAGAGCAUUAUGCUAAUGAAGAGCGAGAGAAGGAGGCUCAGCAAGCCUUGAAGGCCAUCGAAUUUGAUGAGAGGCCUAGCUCCAAAGCCUCCAAGCGUAGUGGCCUCAGCAAACAAUCAUCCUCACGACCUGGUACAAGAGAAAGCCACAGGUCGAAGAAAAAAUAGAGACGUGUCAAAGUCACAUGUCCCUGUCAGAACAUUUAAACUACGG
Durusdinium trenchii is the source of this 2023-nucleotide messenger RNA. The record is from the annotation of a GenBank genome assembly. Lineage: Eukaryota; Dinophyceae; Suessiales; Symbiodiniaceae.